This is a messenger RNA of Mesorhabditis spiculigera, 342 nucleotides long. Lineage: Eukaryota; Metazoa; Nematoda; Chromadorea; Rhabditida; Rhabditidae. The record is from the annotation of a GenBank genome assembly.
AUGCCCCUACUGACCCUGCUACCGUAUCUACUGACCACGCUGCUGCUCCCCGUCUACGCGCAGUUCAACUGCGGCGCCUCCGGCAAGAAGGCCAAUACUAAGACCUCAAAGCGCGACUCGAAGCGCUCGCAAAAGUCUGAGGGUCUGGCGACCACGCAGUCGGAGCAAGAGCACGAGAGCAUGGACGACACACAGUUCGAAUCAGUGAAAGUCGUGCCCACCCACUGGCCCCACAAGUCGGCCGUCCGGCUUUUGUCAAAGAAGAAAGCGGUGGUGAAGGCGAAGCACAGCGAGGAGCCGGUGGACAGCAAGCCGAUGGAGGAGGUGGUGAUGCCGACCGCG